AUGUCAGAACAACCUCUAUGGCAAGAGACACCCUUGAUUAUUUCGAGUGGGAUCUCGAAAAGGCUUGGAUGUAAUGCACAUCUCAAACUUGAAAACCUUCACCUGUCCCAUUCGUUCAAGUAUCGAGGGAUUUCCCACUUCAUCCAACAAGCAAAAUCUACACACGGCCCCUCGGUGCAUCUUGUGGUCGCAUCUGGGGGGAAUGCUGGGCUCGCAGCAGCCUGCGCAGCCAAUGCACUCAACGCCAGGUGCACCGUAUUCAUCCCGGACGGAGCAAACCAGUCCACUAUUGCUCUCUUGGAGAGACAGAAUGCAGACGUCGUUGUCGGAGGUGCGUCAUAUUUGUAUGCCUUGGAAGCGGCGCGUGAGAUGGUGAAGGCAGAAGCGAAGGCAGUGCUCGUGCCAGCAUACGAAAACAAGGUUGUGUGGGAAGGCCACGCGUCGAUGAUCAAGGAAAUAUAUACACAAUUAGUGGACAAACCGGACGCAAUAUUUUGCAGCGUUGGAGGCGGGGGUCUGUUAGGCGGGCUUAUCCUCGGAUGCGAGGCAGUUGGCUGGGACGACGUUCCAAUAGUCACCCUUGAAACUAUCGGAACGGACUGUUUCUAUCACACUAUGCGGCUAAACCGCCAUCCUUCACACGACCUACCAGCAGACGCCAGCGCCGUCAAGGAUGAUGAAUAUGGCUUGACGUUGGCAUUUUUCCAUAGAUUUUCGUCGCACGCUUCCGGAUCCCUUGGAGCUUCAUCGCCGUCGCCGGGGGUCGUCAAGAUGGCGUUGGAAAGGAAGGGAGGGGUUCGAUGCGUGACAAUUCCGGAUGAGCUAGCUAUGCAAGCCGCUAUGGAUUUCGCUGACGACCAUAAGAUGCUCGUUGAAUUGGCUUGCUCGACCACACUCGUGCCCGCUUACAAACCAUCGCUGUUCGCAAGACUCGUUCCUUUGAGUGCCAAGAAUGUGGUGUUCGUUGUAUGUGGCGGCUUCAAGGUAUCCCUGUCGGACAUGAGGGAGUAUAGGGGCAUUGUAGACGGGGAUUUGAAAGGCGAGGCCGGAUCUUGGAACGUAUUUUGCGAUGGCGAGGUGAUCAAAGUGGAGAAAUAG
Molecule: messenger RNA, 1098 nt
Organism: Pleurotus ostreatus (oyster mushroom)
Lineage: Eukaryota; Fungi; Basidiomycota; Agaricomycetes; Agaricales; Pleurotaceae
Exons: 5
Coding region: 1-1098 (365 amino acids)
Biological process (GO): L-serine catabolic process; L-threonine catabolic process
Molecular function (GO): L-serine ammonia-lyase activity; threonine deaminase activity
Source: RefSeq, a predicted model, not a curated record